AUGGGAAGAUAUGCCUUUGCAGAAGAACUCGAAGGCUUCUCCGAUCGGGAUGAAGUUUGCGGUGUCGUCGGGGAACCACAUGGAAACGAAGGUGUCUUUGGGGUCUCUGCAGAUGUAGACAAUUUCGCAACUCGAAUCGUGGAUGGAUCUUGGCAAGCAUCUAGUGGUUCAAAUAACGAUGGCGGCGGCGGCAGCAGCAGCAGCAACAUCAAGGAACAAGACAGGCUACUCCCCAUAGCCAUCGUCGGUCGGAUAAUGAAACAAAUCUUGCCCCCGAAAGCCAAAAUCUCGAAAGAAGCCAAAGAAACCAUGCAGGAAUGCGUCUCCGAGUUCAUCAGCUUCGUCAUCAGCGAAGCGUCCUACAAGUGCAAAAGAGAAAUGCGCAAGACCAUCAACGGCGACGAUGUUUGCUGGGCUUUGGCGACGCUUGGCUUCGACGACUACGCGUCGCCGCUGAUAAGGUACCUUUAUAAAUAUAGAGAGCUCGAAGGAGACAAAGCAGCGGCAAAUCAAGACAAGGGUAUUGCUGAUCACGACAGCAACAUCGAAGACUCCAAUCUGGAUAGGUAUUAAUUAAACAACAUAGUUUUUUUGUCUUUU
This is a messenger RNA of Hibiscus syriacus, 600 nucleotides long. Its product is annotated as nuclear transcription factor Y subunit B-1-like. The record is from RefSeq and is a predicted model, not a curated record. The coding region runs from base 1 to 573 and encodes 190 amino acids. The transcript is spliced from 2 exons. Gene Ontology annotation, molecular function: DNA-binding transcription activator activity, RNA polymerase II-specific; protein heterodimerization activity; RNA polymerase II cis-regulatory region sequence-specific DNA binding. Gene Ontology annotation, biological process: regulation of transcription by RNA polymerase II. NCBI's taxonomy places the organism in Eukaryota, Viridiplantae, Streptophyta, Magnoliopsida, Malvales, Malvaceae. Gene Ontology annotation, cellular component: CCAAT-binding factor complex.